UUGAACAAACCGCCAAAGUUCGAAAACACACUUCAGCCGAAUUUGUGGGGGCUUCGAGAAAUGGCAACGAAGAAAAAGUUAAGUGGAAGAAUCCAACCAAACAUAACUUUUGAAACAUCCGGUAUCGAUUCUUCCGCCGUGGAGGACAAACUCUUCGGGCGAUCCGAUCACGAAGCAGAGGAGGACGAUGAUAAUCCUGCGGUUUUCUUCUGCGGGAAGUGCAAGCUGCCUGUCGGAGAUUCCAUGUCCUGGGAAGGAAGUGAUGCUGGACCGAAACAAAUAAGACUGAAGCGUGUUACCAACAAUGUCAUCGUUGGAAAGGAGACACGCGUACUUGAACUGAGUAAACGUUCGGUUUGCCUGGUUGUGGAUCUUAAAUGUCGCAGCUGCCACUCAGUGCUAGGCAUGGUCUACACAUCCACCCCCAGGAACCUGGACUACAAGAGAUUAGGUUUCUUUCUCAAUGUAGCCAGCAUUGACAGCUAUGUGCUCGGCUCUGGAGGCCACAUGUUGGCAGCAGGGGGCCCCAAAGAGCAGCCUGUAACACUGGAGUACAGGCAAAGUGUUGAACAUCAACUGUCAGAGAUGAAAAUGAUGGUUUUGACCAUGUCACGGAGGCUGGAGGAGAUCGUAGCCGGCCUCAAGGAGGGAUGCACCAAGGCUUGAAGAACAUUUUGUCCCAGUUCCACCUUGUGCACAAGAACUUACAGCUGCAGACACACAUACUCGUACCUUCCACUGGGCUUUGUCCUAAAAACCAGCGGUGAAACAAAGACUGCCUCCACUUGUAAUCAAUCAUCUUGCCACCUAGGCUCUGUGCGGCUCGCGGCAGCAUUCGCUCUGUGUGUCUGGUGAAGAAUAAAUUCGCACCAUGAGCAGAAUGUUUAUUUGUGCAGGAUUUUUUAUCAGGCAGGCUGCACACUCAGCACAAUGCGGUAUUGAUCUGGCCACUUGAGGCCACACACUCUUCUUUAUUCUGCUCCUUGGAUAGGCAGUCUGUUCUAGGUGUGUAUAUUUUUGCAAAUGAUUAAUUUUCCAAUUAAAGCAGUUAUUGAUGAUAAAAAAAAUGUUUCAAGUUUUUGAUUUAUCUUACUGAUGUUUGGUUGUUUUUAAACUGUUUUGUGUAAUAAAGUGUUUU
Molecule: messenger RNA, 1138 nt
Organism: Cyprinodon variegatus (sheepshead minnow)
Lineage: Eukaryota; Metazoa; Chordata; Actinopteri; Cyprinodontiformes; Cyprinodontidae
Gene: mis18a
Product: MIS18 kinetochore protein A
Exons: 6
Coding region: 61-666 (201 amino acids)
Biological process (GO): CENP-A containing chromatin assembly; chromosome segregation
Cellular component (GO): nucleus; chromosome, centromeric region; chromatin
Source: RefSeq, a predicted model, not a curated record